Acipenser ruthenus (sterlet) is the source of this 2294-nucleotide messenger RNA. RefSeq names its product protein FAM107B-like. The transcript is spliced from 5 exons. Lineage: Eukaryota; Metazoa; Chordata; Actinopteri; Acipenseriformes; Acipenseridae. The record is from RefSeq and is a predicted model, not a curated record. Bases 140 to 727 code for a protein of 195 amino acids.
CCGUCCCUGAGUAUCAUGGCUCCGUGGGCUUAAACUGGAUCAACCCCAUACCAUAAUGAGAUUUCACGGAUCUAACGAUAGAUUCAGUGUGUGGGCAUGCUUGUGAAGACAUAGCUCUGAUUCAGUGUAGGCUGACAGCAUGCUGAAGCCAUGUGUUAACAGCGCAGUCGGUUUCAUUUCUUUAGCACACCAAUGGCUUUCUCUGGAUGUAAGGUUCCUGCAGAAAAACGGUUCAUUUGAGACCGCGAGGAAAUCGUCUGUGAGGAAACCCAGUCCACUAACCACCAUGGGAGGAUCACACGCAAAGAGAACUGGAUUCAGGAAGCAAAGAAAAGAAGACUACAGCAUCAGAACGCCCCCCUCUUACCUGGACACUGACAGCCCCCAGGAUUUAAUUCAGCCCAGAAAGGUAACCCACCCCGUCCUCGAUUCACAACGCCACCAGGACCUGCACAGAGAGCUCGUUCUGAGCUGCAAGCGGGGUCUUCUGCCAGAGAACAAGCCAGAGCUGCAGAGAGUGCUGGAGCAGAGGAAGCUGGAGCAGCUCCGAGAACAGGAAGAGGCGCAGAGACCCAAAUCAGACCUAGAGCAGGAGCUCAAGAAGAGGCAGCAGAAACUGGAACUGUACGAGCAGGAGCAGAUGAAACCGAAAGCAGAUGAGGAAGACGUGCCCGAGUUUGUGAAAGUGAAGGAGAACCUACGCAGGCUCAAACUGAACGGGGAAUAGGGCAGGAGCUGCUUCAUCAACGGCAGGGCCACCUGGAGGGAGAGGGAAAACACUGCCAGAGUCUCGAAUCACUCGAACCUGCCAGAGAGACAUGGCCCCUUUCAAACAGAGAAAAUGUACUGGGGAGUUCCAGGGUUCUUCAUCAUGAGAUGAUGUCAUGUUUAUGAAUGUGUGCGUGUGUGUGUGCGUGUGUGUUUGAAGCAUAUGUGGGAGCUGCAGUAAAUCAAGGGCAGUACAUUAGAUCUAGAAACAGAAAUGCUCUUCCUGAAUUCUGAGAUCUGGUACCUUUCUGUUUAGAAAUGAUCCCCUUUAUGUAUGUAUGCAUUCAUGUACAGUAGGGUACACAAUUCAGUCAUCUGCACAUUCAGCAGCAUCGAAAGCAGAAACAGGGUUUUUUUGGGGGGGGGGGGUCAUCCAUAAAUAAUAUUGUCUUACAAAAUGGCAAUAUAUAUUAUUAAAUGAGAAACGGGUCACCAAUCUGAUUGGUGCUCAGUCUGCUGGUUUGUCGCUCUAUCACUGGGACGAUCUGCUGAAUUGAAUUGAAAUUUGGAAGGUAUGAGACGCACCACUGGGGGGAUGUGUCGAGCGACCUCCUGACACGGACCACCUAUCCAGUGCAGUCCGCAGACCACCUUGGGUGUUUUUACUCAACACCACGAUUGCUCCUGAACAGCUGGACGCACUUCUUUCCAGUUCUAUUGAGCAAUGUCCCUUUCAUAGCUCCUUCUGACACAGUGGUUUUAAUUAAACCUUAGAAUCUGUCUAUGUGAACUCUAUGGGCUACGAGAAGCUGCCCUACCAAGACAUAGAGUAUGCAUCGAAAAGCAGAUCCUCAGAUAGGACGCUUAGCAUGGUACAAUUCUACAUGUUGUAGAAGUGGGGAGUUCACAAUGUUUAGGGGUUUUACAUUCUGAUUGAGAGUACAGUUAAAUAUACAUACUGUACAGGGUGCUGUAUGAUACUAUUUUAUCAUAUAAAAGUUAAAUAAGAAUGAUUCAAAUUAUAGUAAAUCUUAGUGUGAUUUCCAUCUGAUGCAAGCUGUCUUAUACAAAGAAAUGUCUUGUGGCUGCAUCACAUCAAAAUCAGGCUCUGAUACAUAAACGGUGAUUCAUGCACCAAGGGUGCGCUCGAAUAUCUGCAAGGAGUGUGCAGUAAAUUCUUCUUCAGCGACUGCUAUGACAAACAAAAAAGUCGAAAUUCCCCUUUUUACCCUUAUAAAAGUUUGCAAAAUGUUUUAAUUUUAUUUUUGCAUCUGUUUGCAACACCUGCACGUGUCGAGCACAAGUUUUCAAACUGCAAACCAUCAGGCGGAAGUAGUCUAGAAAAAAAAAAGAAAAUAUAGCGCUCGUCCGAGAUGCGGUGAUUCCAUACCAGCAAACCACAAGCAAAUCUGAUCUGCUUCAAACGAAGCAUUUCCUCAGAUCAGUUUCAUCUGAUAAAAAACAUCCACGUGAACACGCUCAAAACAGAGUCAAAUCUUCAAAUCAACGCCUUUGUGAACGUCGUGAACUUGAACGGGCCUCACACACCAGCGUUAUCUUGUUGUUUACAAUAAAACAAAACAAAA